AUGGAGAAGAAAUCAUUAGCUGGGUUAUGCUUCCUCUUCCUUGUCCUCUUUGUUGCUCAAGAAGUUGUGGUGCAGACUGAGGCAAAGAACUGUGAGAACCUGGCUGAUACAUACAGGGGUCCAUGCUUCACCAAUGGCAGCUGCGAUGAUCACUGCAAAAACAAAGAACACUUGAUGAGUGGCAGGUGCAGGGAUGAUUUCCGCUGCUGGUGCACCAAAAACUGUUAA
Sphenostylis stenocarpa is the source of this 228-nucleotide messenger RNA. Lineage: Eukaryota; Viridiplantae; Streptophyta; Magnoliopsida; Fabales; Fabaceae. The record is from the annotation of a GenBank genome assembly.